Meloidogyne enterolobii is the source of this 375-nucleotide messenger RNA. The record is from the annotation of a GenBank genome assembly. Lineage: Eukaryota; Metazoa; Nematoda; Chromadorea; Rhabditida; Meloidogynidae.
UUUUUCUUUAAUUUCAGGGUUAUGGCCAUUUCAGGCUUAAUGGCCAAUUUUUCAAUUUUCAAUGAAGGAGAAACUUUAAAAAUUAAAAUUUAUUUUGAACGUCAAGUAUUUAUUGUUUAUUUAUCUGAAAUUAUCACAAUCGACCUAUUUUAUGCAAAAUUGAGAGAAAUUUUGAGAUUGGAUACAAAUCAAGUAAUUACUGUUAAAUGGAUUGAUAAUGAAGAUGAUCCCUGUACUAUUUCUUCACAAAUUGAACUUUUUGAAGCAAUCAAGCUUACGUUGGAAUUUAGAGAUGCUGAAUUAAAGGUUGUUUUGUUUUGGAUUUGUCGGAGCAGUUCAACUGAGUCCCGGCCCUAUAACUCAAGUACGGGGUAA